CCCGCGUGCGAUUGACGCGAGUUACCCUGUUUCCCACCAAUCUCAAAGUAUAACUCCACACGAGGCUGAGACAUAUACUCUGAUGUCACCGUCACCACGCAGAUAAGCAGAAAAACGAGCAUAAGACUCAGGAAACAAUGUGGUUCCCAUCCCUCGUUCAAAUCCUCUACCUCCUCUUCCUCGGCGCCCAAGUCUAUGGUCUCUUCCUGCACUUCCUAAACCCAUCCACGGGACUCGUGAACUCGACGCGCAACCUCCAGAUCAAGAGCCUCUCUUUCCUCGCCUUUUUGAUCUCUUUUCCUUCAAUCUUUGCAACCAGUCUCCCCACCGCAGUCUCUCAUUCCACAAACACUGGACUCUUGCAUCUAUUAUCCUGGGUCUUCUUGGCAGGAAGCACGGCGCUAUACGCGUGGUGCUGUGAAAUCACCGGUCAAGGCCAUCUAUCCGUCAUCUUUGGCAAAGUCACACCGAAAGAAGUCAUCAACACCGGCCCUUACGCUUUGGUGCGCCAUCCAGUCUAUGUAUCGUAUAUAUUGGGAUGGUUGGGUUCUUUGAUUGCCAUGCAGCAAGAAUGGAGACACAACCAUGCCUUCUUUGGUUUCAUCAGAAUGGUGGGAAUGGGUGUUACUAUCAUGGGGCUGGUCGGGUUGUAUCGGGAAGGCGCUGAGUUGGAGGAGAGACAAUUUAUGUUGAAUGAAGAUGUUGUCAAGGGAGAGACUGUGGAGUUGGGGGUCAGGAGGAAGUAUGAGAGUUAUAAGAGUGUUGUGGGUGCUAGGUGGAUUCCUGGUAUCAUUUGAUCGGACGACGGAAAGGAGAGAUUGAGUUCAAAGCAGGCAGUCGACUCGCUUGGUUCCUGCCUUGGUUCGAGUGUUAUUGUGGUCUUUCUUUGACCUUUCACAGCGAUACAAAGUCGCAGAUGGGUUAGCUAAUGGCACAAUUGUAUACCAAACCUACAAACACGUCAACAGAGGCUGUGGGCAGAUGCCUCUGGAUAUAAAG
Aureobasidium subglaciale EXF-2481 is the source of this 999-nucleotide messenger RNA. RefSeq lists its product as uncharacterized. The record is from RefSeq and is a predicted model, not a curated record. Lineage: Eukaryota; Fungi; Ascomycota; Dothideomycetes; Dothideales; Saccotheciaceae. Bases 138 to 797 code for a protein of 219 amino acids. The transcript has 2 exons.